Plasmopara halstedii is the source of this 950-nucleotide messenger RNA. RefSeq lists its product as uncharacterized. The transcript has a single exon. Bases 144 to 482 code for a protein of 112 amino acids. The record is from RefSeq and is a predicted model, not a curated record. Lineage: Eukaryota; Oomycota; Peronosporomycetes; Peronosporales; Peronosporaceae.
CUUGAAUCUUUCUUCCCAAUUUUAUAACAGACCUGAAGUCACGAGUGGCAAGACAUUACCGCUAUUAUACAAGGGAUUUUCUAUUCAAGUCUAAGACUAAAGCUUUUGAGGUGUUAUUUUAAGCCUUUGUUAGUAAAGUACAUAUGUACUCAAUGGCGUUUUACAUAAAGAUGGAAAAUUUCAGUUUGCGUUCACCACAUGUCUUUCUUGUUAGCGCGACUGCCUCAUACAACCUUCAGGAUCUGGUACUGUUGAUGAAUACGACCACAGCUGUAUCGUCUCAGGUCAGUCGAGCAUUUAAGGAGUUUGCGAUCGCGAUCGAUGGUAAAGCUUUCAAGCCAAGACAUGAGCAAAGCUGCGAAAUUCUUUUUCCAGAGCUUGAUGGGUCCUUCAAUAGCACCACAUCCCAAAGGUGGAAAAAGUGGAUGGGUCGAGCAAAUUUGAAGGGUUUUCCAUUGUCUAACACUCAAUAUCCCACCUAGUAGUUUUAGUGGUUUACAUUCAGGGAAUCUAUAGAAAGUAACUAGUAGCACAUUCGGUUCAGACUGUAUCACUUCUUGAUAGACGUGAUUUAGUUGUCAGUAGCUUGCCUUCCUACAUAGUAUAGGACGCUGUAGAAUCUCUCGGGGUCGCCAUCAGUCUACACAGCGGUGGUCAUCGUACUUGUUGCCGACCUUUUUUUAGGUAAUUUAGUCUGUCAUCUCUGUGACAUUCACUUGCUGGAAGAAGUUGACUAAGAACGGCGGGCCUAUCGAAUUGUGAUGACGACGCGAAAUAAAUUGACGAAAUAUAGUGUAACGGCAAGCUAAAAUAGAUUUUUUUUUCUGUGCUAAGGACAAAAUUGCGAGAAAAUUCUACGAGGACAGAGCAGCGGUUGCCGAUCAAGUUAGGCUAAAAAGAAUCUGAUAGAAUCCAUAGAUCACUUCUCUUCUUCAAUCUUCAAUCUUCAA